GCCGCUUCGGACACAACGUAUCACAGCUUCCACGACAUUGAGCUGUACGAGCCUGCUCCACGGCCCGUCCGCGUCAAGUCCCCGUUGCGCCACGACACUCCAUUUGCGCCGGUGCCAAUGCGCCGGCAGGACUCGGGCUAUGAGUCUACCCCCUCGGAUUCCAAAUCGGCCAGCUCCGGGACCUCUCGCGAGUCCCACCGUAGGGUAUCCCUCACAUCGAGUCCCUCUCCACAUACCCGGCCUCAAACACGACCGUCCAUACAUCGAGCCACCAGAUCAACACCAACCACCCAUACUACUGGCAACGACAGCCGACAGUCCGUGCUACGAGCCGCAUCGUAUCAAUAUCAGCAAACAAGCGGGUUCUUCCAUUUUCCCAGCCCAGAGACAUUGAGCGAGGAUGAAGGCAUCGAGGACGUGGAGCUUGCCUACCCCCCACCACCUCAGACAACACACUACUGGACAAGCGACCACACAAGGAAGUUGGAAUACGCCGCCAUCGACGCCGCGAGCCGCGGCGUCAAGGGGUGGAUACUUCGACACAUAGUGCCGGACUGCAUCGUCCCUAAGUCCACCCGGCGCGUUGCCUUUGAUGAUGACACGGGCAGUGUGCGGCGAUACCGACUGGAACUCGAGUGCGAGGACUCAGGAAAGGACUGCGGUCGGGGCGGCAAGAAGAUGGGCUGGCUCUUU
Messenger RNA from Pseudomassariella vexata, 693 nucleotides. RefSeq lists its product as uncharacterized. The record is from RefSeq and is a predicted model, not a curated record. NCBI's taxonomy places the organism in Eukaryota, Fungi, Ascomycota, Sordariomycetes, Amphisphaeriales, Pseudomassariaceae. The transcript has a single exon. The annotation marks the transcript as partial.